AUGGUCACUAUACUUGUUCACAAAUUUGCUGCUAGAGGCUUGCCUCAUCUCAAAUACUCGCUCUUGGUCAAGACCAUCAAUGCCUCGGGCAUGUUGGUUGUGCUCAUGUUGGUUGCUAUGUUGUUCUGUCGCUAUAUGGAUCAGACUAAGAGCAAAUGCUUUCAUGGCGUAAUACUCAACUGUGACUCCAAUUCACAAUUGGACUUGGAAGCCCAGAUUGAGAGCCACGAAGCCUCAUUUGACGUUGCUGUUACUGUAGCUCAUUCUACGGGCUCCAACGCUUCUGGAGCUCAUUCUGUUCCGGUGCCUCGUGUUUCGCACCCAAAGCGUUCGCAACAGGUUGCGAUAGUUGAGCUCAGAACUCAAGCCUUGCGUUUGAACUAUCCACCUCAGAUGGAACGGUAUCUCAGCAACAAGAGGCUCUACGAUGGGCUCAUCAGAUACAAAAGACGCUCCAACCGUGUCGAGGUGCUUCCCUCCAUUCCAGAGUGUACUCCGAUACGCCGGUCUUUAUUCGGUUAG
Molecule: messenger RNA, 522 nt
Organism: Scheffersomyces stipitis CBS 6054
Lineage: Eukaryota; Fungi; Ascomycota; Pichiomycetes; Serinales; Debaryomycetaceae
Exons: 1
Coding region: 1-522 (173 amino acids)
Source: RefSeq, a predicted model, not a curated record